CAGGGCGCUGCGUGCGGCGCGCCUGUGCGGGCCCUCGGGGCUGCGCGAUCCUGACCGGGACGCCAAGCGGUGUCUCCCCGCGGCUCCCGGGGAUUGUGACGAUGUGGAAACUGAAAACCAAAGAAAGUAUGACUGGCCCAAGUUUGCUCAGUAAAUGACAGAAGUGGCACCGAGAACCACGGCCCUGGACACCAUCUGAUGCUGCUGUUGCAUGAUUUGUUUUUUAAGGAGAUGCCUACAUAGAAGAGCGACAGCAGCUGGCCUAAAUGUUUCACUGCUGAAGUGGCUCCUCAGGUAUCCCAGCCUGGCUUUGCUAUGGGAGAUUGGAUGGCUGUUACAGAUCCAGGUCUGUCUGCAGAAAACAAGAAUAUCUCUCAAUAUACCUCAGAAACAAAGAUGUCUCCAUCCAGUCUGUACUCACAGCAAGUGCUAUGCUCUUCAAUACCUUUAUCAAAAAAUGUGCACAGUUUUUUCAGUGCCUUCUGCACAGAAGAGAAUAUUGAACAAAGUAUUUCAUAUCUUGAUCAGGAAUUGACUACUUUUGGUUUUCCUUCAUUAUAUGAAGAAUCCAAAGGUAAAGAGACAAAGAGAGAAUUAAAUAUAGUCGCUGUUUUAAAUUGUAUGAAUGAGCUACUUAUACUUCAGCGGAAGAACCUUCUAGCUCAGGAAAAUGUGGAAACACAAAAUCUGAAACUGGGAAGUGAUAUGGACCAUCUACAGAACUGCUAUGCAAAACUUAAGGAACAGCUGGAAACCUCCAGGAGAGAAAUGAUUGGACUUCAGGAAAGGGACAGACAGUUACAGUGCAAGAACAGGAAUUUACAUCAGUUACUGAAAAAUGAGAAAGAUGAGGUACAAAAAUUACAAAAUAUCAUUGCAAGUCGAGCUACUCAAUAUAAUCAUGAUAUGAAGAGAAAAGAGCGUGAAUAUAAUAAACUAAAGGAACGUCUACAUCAACUUGUUAUGAACAAGAAGGAUAAAAAAAUAGCUAUGGAAGUUUUAAAUUAUGUGGGGAGAGCUGAUGGAAAAAGAGGCUCUUGGAGGACUGGUAAAAGUGAAGCAAGGAAUGAAGAGGAAAUGUAUAAAAUUCUCUUGAAUGAUUAUGAAUAUCGUCAGAAACAAAUCCUAAUGGAAAAUGCUGAACUUAAGAAGGUUCUUCAGCAAAUGAAAAAGGAAAUGAUUUCUCUUCUUUCUCCCCAAAAGCAGAAACCUAGAGAAAGAGCAGAUGAUAGUACAGGAACUGUUAUCUCUGAUGUUGAAGAAGAUCCCGGGGAGCUGAGUAGAGAGAGUAUAUGGGACCUUUCCUGUGAAACUGUGAGAGAGCAGCUUACAAACAGCAUCAGGAAACAGUGGAGAAUUUUGAAAAGUCACGUAGAAAAACUUGAUAACCAAGUUUCAAAGGUACACCUAGAAGGUUUUAAUGAAGAAGAUGUAAUCUCACGGCAAGACCAUGAGGAAGAAACUGAAAAACUUGAGUUAGAAAUUCAACAAUGUAAAGAAAUGAUUAAAACUCAGCAACAGCUUUUACAGCAGCAGCUUGCUACUGUGUGUGAUGAUGAUACGACUUCACUGCUCCGAGACUGUUAUUUAUUGGAAGAAAAGGAACGACUCAAAGAAGAGUGGUCCCUGUUUAAAGAACAAAAAAAGAAUUUCGAGAAAGAAAGACGAAGCUUUACAGAAGCUGCCAUUCGCCUAGGAGUAGAGAGAAAGGCAUUUGAAGAAGAAAGAGCCAGUUGGUUAAAGCAACAGUUCUUAAAUAUGACUACCUUUGACCACCAGAAUUCAGAAAAUGUGAGAGUUUUCAGUGCCUUCUCAGGAAGUUCUGAUCCAGAUAAGCUUACAGUGCACUCAAGGCCACAGCAAAAGCCCCACAGGGUGUCUAACGGGUCUCCAAUUUGUACCUCUAAACUUACAAAAUCUCUUCCUGCUUCUCCUUCGACUUCAGACUUUUGCCAGAUGCGUUCCUGUGUAUCUGAACAUAGUUCAGUCAGUGUGCUAAAUAUAACUCCUGAAGAGACUAAACCAAAUCAGGUCGGAAGAGAAUGUGCAAAUCAGAAGUGGAGCGUGGCGGCAAGACCUGGGUCACAGGAAGGCUGCUGCAGUGGGUGCUCCUUGGCCUACACAAAUGCCCACGUAGAAAAAGAUGACUUGCCUUAGACAUGUGGACUGGAAUUUUUUUCAUUAACAUGUUCAUCAAAUUUCACAUCUAAAUUGAAACAGGGUGUGUCAUAAAGUCAAUCAUCUCUAAUAAUUUAAGAUGGUCUCAGUUGUUUGUUUGAACUUCCUGUUCUUCUCCCCAAAGAACUAAAAUGUUAAAUCUAUUUAAAAGAAUAUAAAGGUUUGGAUAUGUAUUUUUAGUAAUAGAGGCAUCUGGUUCUGUGAAUAAAGUGAUGUAUAGAUGUUUGGAUGGAAACAAAAGCACUAGAAUGAGUUUCCUCUUAUAGGUAUUAAAAAUAGCACUUUUAGAAAAAUGAUUGUUGUAAAUGUUUCAAUUUUGUCCCAUAUAUAGUUGAGAGUUUAGCCUUUACUUGAAUGUAUACUGUAGAUUUUUAACAAAGCAAGUUCUAUAUUUAUUAUGUUUAGUGUGAUUUGAAAUUUGCUCUUUCAUGUUUUAAAUAAAGUGAAGUUUAUGUAUGUUUUGUACAUAGAUACACAUGAUUAUGUUAAGAGGCUUUAAGAUUUAAAAAUUGUGCACAUCCAUAAUUAUAGUAUUUCAUGCCAAUAAAAUUUUUAUUAGUGGGAUUCUGUUUACAGGUGUAUUGGAGCCAUUGCCACAUUGCGUGUAAGAGUUUUUGGAACCCAUUUGAGCAAUAAAUAUUCAAAAGCUAUUUCAUGAAGCCAAGUUCUUUAGAUAAUUAACAUUACUAACAUACAUUUUUGAGAUUUGUACAGCAUUAGAUUUUUAAAAUAUAUGUAGAUAUAAUUUUUCAAAGGAGUAUUGAUUAUAGGGUAAUAGAGGUAAGACAACAAAAGUACCUUUGAAUAAAGCAAUUUAAGAAUAUUGUC
Molossus molossus (Pallas's mastiff bat) is the source of this 3006-nucleotide messenger RNA. RefSeq names its product SSX family member 2 interacting protein (gene SSX2IP). The transcript is spliced from 15 exons. The record is from RefSeq and is a predicted model, not a curated record. The coding region runs from base 316 to 2157 and encodes 613 amino acids. NCBI's taxonomy places the organism in Eukaryota, Metazoa, Chordata, Mammalia, Chiroptera, Molossidae.